AAUUUAUAUGUUAGAGUAAGCAGGGGCAUGCGCUUGGUCCCUAUUGAAAGCCCCAUUCACCUUUCUUGAUUGGCACCCCCUUCCCACAACAGAUGCACACACCUCCCUCUAACUGCUGCUAACCACUAGUAAGUGUAAGUCACCUCAAACAGCGUCCAUGGAACAGGCCCAGUUUACACAAAGAUACCACAGGUGAAGGUCUGAGAGAUUCAAAUAAGAUAAAGGAACUGUCGACACAGGUGCAUUUCACAAAUUGCAGACAACAUGGAUUCUUAUGCCGCAUUUAUACUGUUUUUCAUAUUUCUGCAUCUCGGAAAGACAGAACUAAUCUGUGAUGACUCUAUGGUGACACUUCCCAACGGUUUGUGUUUACAACUCCACAAAGUCAGCACAACAUGGACAAAGGCAAGGGUGGCGUGUCAGAAACAAAAUGGUUCCUUGGUGGCAAUCUCCAAUAACACGGUGGACUCUUUCAUACGGAAAUAUCUCAAUGGAAGUAAAGUAACGGCAGAUGUAUGGUUAGGGGCAAAAACUCGGAAGAGAUGGUUUUGGAAAGACGACGAUUCAGAAUUAACGUGGUUUGCCUGGGGGUUGGGAGAGCCAAACGAUGAUAACAGUGCAGAAGACUAUGUGAUGCUGUGGCAGAGAGCCGACUAUUUAUGGAAUGAUCAACACGGCGACACUAAAGAAAAUCACUUAGUCAUUUCCAAAUUUAUAUGCGAAGACACAAAUCGGCCCUGCUCCCAAAAAGAAGAAUGCGCAGAUAAAGGGCAUGGUGUUUCAAGGUGUGUCUACCACAACGCAACCUGCUUUUACCUGGAGGGCCACUACGGAAUCGGGACCAAUACCAGCCACGCAAACCAAGUAGGUACAACAUGGUCGGGUGCAGAUGCAAGCUGUAAGGGUAAAAAAAAAAGACUAGCACACAUAGAAAACUGGUCGACGCUGAAUGCUUUACGACAACGCAUUAGGGAGGAUUACAAUUUGGCGGGUAAUUACUGGAUUGGUGCAGUAUGGGAUAGAGAGCAAGGCGCCAAGUGGACCUGGGAAAAUGGGCUGCGAUGUUUCAGAGCAAAAAAUGAAAAAUAA
Molecule: messenger RNA, 1089 nt
Organism: Lingula anatina
Lineage: Eukaryota; Metazoa; Brachiopoda; Lingulata; Lingulida; Lingulidae
Source: RefSeq, a predicted model, not a curated record